AUGCGCUCAAGAGGACCAUCUCAGAUAUGGUCGGAUAACGCUACCAACUUUGUCGGCACCAAGAACGAGCUUCUGGAACUCAAGCGUCUUUACAUCAGUCACAAUCAUAUUGACUCAGUGCACAAGUUUUGCAUGGCUGACUCCAUUGAUUGGAAGUUUAUUCCCCCUCGUUCGCAGCAUUUUGGCGGCAUUUGGGAAGCAGCAGUGAAGACAGCGAAGCAUCAUUUUUGUCGUGCUAUCGGCUCUUGCGUUCUUAACUUCGAAGAACUUCGCACCCUAGUCUGCCACAUAGCAUCGAUAAUUAACACCAGGCCAUUGUUGCCUCUUUCAGAAGAUCCAGCAGACCUAGAUGUGCUCACUCCAGCUCAUUUCUUGAUUGGUGGACCCAGCUCAUCGUUUGUUGAGCCUGAUGUUACGCACCUUCAAUUCAAUCGUCUGGAUGGCUGGCAACGCGUAGCACACCUCCAACAACUGUUUUGGUCCCGCUGGCGUGAAGAAUAUUUAACGCUGCUUCAGAAGCGCUCCAAAUGGCGUACUCCAAAACCAGGCCUAUGUGUCAACGACCUAGUCCUCGUAAACGAUGAAAAUCUGCCGCCUCUCAGGUGGCAACUGGCGAUGAUCACGGAGUUAAUCGUGGGAAAUGAUGGAGUCGCUCGCGUAGCCAUCUUGCGCACCGCAACAGGAGAGAUAAGCAGAGCUGCAAACAAGCUGUGCCUACUGCCCAUCAAGGACUCAGUUGAAAGCCCAUGCCUUUCAACGGGGGGAGAAUGUCUGGCUACGCAGCUAAAACAGAAGGAGCGACCACGCCACUGA
Molecule: messenger RNA, 813 nt
Organism: Drosophila montana
Lineage: Eukaryota; Metazoa; Arthropoda; Insecta; Diptera; Drosophilidae
Exons: 1
Coding region: 1-813 (270 amino acids)
Molecular function (GO): nucleic acid binding
Source: RefSeq, a predicted model, not a curated record